Rhinolophus ferrumequinum (greater horseshoe bat) is the source of this 2903-nucleotide messenger RNA. RefSeq names its product menin 1 (gene MEN1). NCBI's taxonomy places the organism in Eukaryota, Metazoa, Chordata, Mammalia, Chiroptera, Rhinolophidae. Gene Ontology annotation, cellular component: nucleus; histone methyltransferase complex; chromatin. The record is from RefSeq and is a predicted model, not a curated record. Gene Ontology annotation, molecular function: transcription cis-regulatory region binding; chromatin binding; Y-form DNA binding. Gene Ontology annotation, biological process: regulation of transcription by RNA polymerase II; negative regulation of cell population proliferation; negative regulation of cell cycle. The transcript has 10 exons. The coding region runs from base 247 to 2079 and encodes 610 amino acids.
UUCAGGCUCGGCAGGGGCAGGAGAGGGCCCUGGCCUCCACUUCCCGGGAGGCAGUGCGGCCCGAGGGGCGGAACUCCAUUUCCCAGCAGGCUCUAGGCGGCGGGCGCCGCGGUGCCUUGUGUGGGAUGUAAGCGAGGAGGUGGGCGCGGGGGACUGAGGCCAGGACUCGUAUUGGGAUUUGGGGGGCUUGGCCUGGGGUCGCCUUCCCGACGAGCUCGAGGAGUCCGGGGGCCGAGGCCCGCCGCCAUGGGGCUGAAGGCCGCCCAGAAGACGCUCUUCCCCCUGCGCUCCAUCGACGACGUGGUGCGCCUGUUCGCAGCCGAGCUGGGCCGAGAGGAGCCGGACCUGGUGCUCCUAUCCUUGGUACUGGGCUUCGUGGAGCAUUUCCUAGCUGUCAACCGUGUCAUCCCCACCAACGUGCCGGAGCUCACCUUCCAGCCCAGCCCCGCGCCUGACCCUCCUGGCGGCCUCACCUACUUCCCCGUUGCCGACCUAUCCAUCAUCGCUGCGCUUUAUGCCCGCUUCACCGCCCAGAUCCGAGGUGCCGUGGACCUGUCACUCUACCCUCGAGAGGGGGGCGUCUCUAGCCGCGAGCUGGUGAAGAAGGUCUCUGAUGUCAUCUGGAAUAGCCUUAGCCGCUCCUAUUUCAAGGAUCGGGCCCACAUCCAAUCCCUCUUCAGCUUCAUCACAGGCACCAAACUGGACAGCUCUGGUGUGGCCUUUGCUGUGGUGGGGGCCUGCCAGGCUCUGGGUCUCCGGGAUGUCCAUCUGGCUCUGUCUGAGGACCAUGCCUGGGUAGUGUUUGGGCCCAAUGGAGAACAGACAGCUGAGGUCACCUGGCAUGGCAAGGGAAAUGAGGACCGCAGGGGCCAGACAGUCAACGCGGGUGUGGCUGAACGGAGCUGGCUGUACUUGAAAGGAUCGUACAUGCGCUGUGACCGAAAGAUGGAGGUGGCCUUUAUGGUGUGUGCCAUCAACCCUUCCAUUGAUCUGCACACCGACUCCCUGGAGCUACUGCAGCUGCAGCAGAAGCUGCUCUGGCUGCUCUAUGACCUGGGACAUCUGGAAAGGUACCCCAUGGCACUGGGGAACUUGGCCGAUUUGGAGGAACUGGAGCCCACCCCUGGCCGGCCAGACCCACUCACCCUCUACCACAAGGGCAUUGCCUCAGCCAAGACCUACUACCGGGAUGAGCACAUCUACCCGUACAUGUACCUGGCUGGCUACCACUGUCGCAACCGCAAUGUGCGCGAAGCCCUACAGGCCUGGGCCGACACAGCUACUGUCAUCCAGGACUACAACUACUGCCGGGAGGACGAGGAGAUCUACAAGGAGUUCUUUGAGGUAGCCAAUGAUGUCAUCCCCAAUCUGCUGAAGGAGGCAGCCAGCCUGCUGGAGGCCGGCGAGGAGCGGCCAGGGGAGCAGACCCAGGGCCCCCAGAGCCAGGGGUCUGCCCUCCAGGACCCAGAGUGCUUUGCCCAUCUGCUGCGGUUCUACGAUGGCAUCUGCAAAUGGGAAGAGGGCAGCCCCACGCCUGUGCUGCAUGUGGGCUGGGCCACCUUCCUUGUGCAGUCCCUAGGCCGUUUCGAAGGACAGGUGCGGCAAAAGGUGCGCAUAGUGAGCCGGGAGUCAGAGGCGGCCGAGGCGGAGGAGCCCUGGGGAGAGGAAGCCCGGGAAGGCCGGCGGCGGGGCCCACGGCGGGAGUCCAAGCCCGAGGAGCCUCCACCACCCAAGAAGCCAGCACUGGACAAGGGCCCAGGCACGGGCCAGGGUGCGAUACCAGGACCCCCCCGGAAACCCUCAGGGACGGUCCCGAGCACUACCCGCGGCCCUGAUGGUGGCAGUGCCGCUCCAGUGCCACCACCUGCCGCAUCACCACCACCAGAGGGUCCGGUGCUCACUUUCCAGAGCGAGAAGAUGAAGGGCAUGAAGGAGCUACUGGUGGCCACCAAGAUCAACUCAAGUGCCAUCAAGCUACAGCUCACCGCGCAAUCUCAAGUGCAGAUGAAGAAGCAGAAGGUGUCUACACCCAGUGACUACACUCUUUCCUUCCUCAAGCGGCAGCGCAAGGGCCUCUGAACUACCCUGGGACUCCCUGCCAGCCCGAGGGAGCCGGCCUUCGAUCCUGAUCAAGGCUCCACUCCAGCCCCUGGCCAAGGGGGCCUAGGCCUGGCCUCCAGACCCCACUCCUACCCAGAACUGAGGCUCUGGUCAGCAGAGUCAGUCUCUACCCCAGCUCCUGUCAUUGAAACAUAGCUCUGAAACCCAGAGUCCCAGCUGGCCAAUUGAAACCGCACCCUGGGCCCCAGCACCAAUCCUUAAAGGUCCAACCUCGGAAACUCAGACCCCACCUCAGAACUGAGGCUCUAACCAUAAGCCUGAACAGUGUUUUGGGUCGCUUCCAGCCUGUGGGGCUGAGGUUUCACCCUAAACCCUAGACACACAAGGGUUCCAUGUCUCCGGUCUGGGAACCUAGAAUCCUGCGUGGCCCCUAGGAGAACAUUUACGCACUUAAAAUUUCCAUCCCUUGGGGGAGAAAAAAAAAUUUCCGUCCCUUGGGAAUCGAAGCCCCCUACCCUAAAGUACUUAAGAGGCACUUGCAGAAUUUGGAAAUUCUAGCUUCCUCCCCUCUCCACUCCACGAGUCUGGGACACUGAAACUCCAAACUCCGGCCCAGGCCUGUGUGACUCCUGAGCUCCGCCCCCUUCCUGACCAAACUGGCCCCAGAUCAAAGCAGACCUCUUCUGACCCUCUGGGAACCUCCCCUAGGUCCAGUAUGUCUCGGGGGACCCCAGAGGAAAUCUGCAGGGGUUUGUGAGUGGGUGAGGGGAGCCUGAUCUCUUCCUGUUUUGUACAUAGAUUUAUUUUUCAGUUCCAAGGAAGAUGAAUACAUUUUGUAAAAA